AUGACAUCCCUCCACCCCUUUGACCCGAUCACCCCAAGCGAGAUCACCCUCGCCACCAAAAUCCUGCAGGCCGCCUUCCCGGGGGUAUCGUUGCGAUACAAGAAGAUCGAUAUCUUCGAGCCCAUCAAGGCAGAGGUUGUUCCAUACAUUGAGGCCGAACGCCUGGGGAAGCCUUUACCUGCGAAGCCGACGCGGUUGCUCCAGGUUCUCUUCCACCGCUUGGAUUCGGGCGCGUUCUUCAAGGGGUUGCUUAAUGCUGAUGCGAAGAGUGUGGUUUAUGUCAAGGAGUUACCGAAGGAGAUUCAGGGCCCCGUCGACACAGACGAGCUCCUCGCCAUCGAGGCCCUCUGCCUCUCGCACCCAGCAGUGCAGGCCGAGAUCUCCAAGCUCCAACUCCCGCAGGGCGUAACCGUCUGCAACGACCCCUGGAUCUACGGCACAGACGACUCAGCCGAGACGCGCCGCCUUUUCCAAUGCUACAUGUACAUAGUGGCAACGGACCACCCGCAAAAUAACCACUACUCAGUCCCCUGCAAAUUCUCCCCCGUCUUCGAUGGAUUAACUCACGAACUCGUCCGGAUGGACUACUUACCCACCACGGCUGAUGCAUCAGUUGAGUCUGAGACGCAGCCGUGGAAGCCCGUUGAGACGAUCCAGUACGCGCAUGAUCUGCUCACUGAGUCGUUGAGAAAUGAUCUGAAGCCGUAUAUCGUGCAGCAGCCGCAGGGGCCGUCGUUUGAUGUCCGCGGGAACGAGGUGGCCUGGCAGAAGUGGAGGUUCCGCGUUGGAUUCAAUAGUCGCGAGGGGCUUGUUAUUCAUAAUUUGACCUAUGAUGGAAGAAGUGUGUUUUAUCGACUGUCGGUUUCCGAGAUGACGGUUCCUUAUGGUGACCCCCGCGCACCCUUCCACCGCAAACAAGCCUUCGACGUCGGCGACGUCGGCUUCGGAAUAACCGCAAACCAACUCUCCCUCGGCUGCGACUGCCUGGGCCACAUCAAAUACUUCGACGGGUACCGCUGCGACAGCAAAGGGAACCCCGUUCUCCUCCAAAACGUCAUCUGCCUGCACGAGCAGGACAACGGCCUCCAGCACAAACACACAAAUUACCGCUCGGGUGCGGCGACCGUCGUGCGGAACAGACAGCUCGUUGUGCAGAUGAUUUGCACGGUCAGCAACUACGAGUAUAUCUUUGCGUUUAUCUUCGACCAGGCGGCGAAUAUUGAGCUUGAGGUGCGGGCGACGGGGAUUCUGAGUACGGUUCCGUUUGAUAAUGAGAAGUUUGGGACGACUGUGCCGUGGGGCACGAACGUCGGACCGGGGGUUAUGGCGCCGUUUCAUCAGCAUAUGUUUUCGUUCCGGAUGGAUCCGGCGAUUGAUGGGCAUAGGAAUACGGUGUUUUACCAGGAUAGCGUGCCCCUGCCGGAGGAUGAGAAGAACCCGUAUCUUGUUGGGUAUACGACGGAGGAAACGGUUCUCAAGACCAGUGGUACGGCGGAGACGAGCGUUGAGAGGCAUCGCGUGUUCAAAAUCAGGAACGAUGCGCAUAUCAAUCCGAUAACAUACAAGCCGGUCGCUUACAAGCUCAUGGCCUCGCCAAGUCAGAUGCUGCUUGCGUCGCCAAAGUCGUUUGGUCAUAAGCGCGCUGUGUUUGCGACGAAGCCGAUCUGGGUGACCAAAUAUCGGGAUGAUGAGUUGUUUGCUGGUGGCGAGUUUACGAAUCAGAGCAAGGGAAGUGUUGGGGUUGAGAAGUGGGUUGCGAGGAAUGAGAACGUGGAGAACGAGGAUGUUGUUCUCUGGCAUACCUUCGGUCUCACGCACAACCCGCGUAUUGAAGAUUUCCCGGUCAUGCCCGUUGAGCGAGUGAGUGUCAUGCUGAAGCCGGAUGGCUUCUUCACGAAGAACCCAGCACUGGAUGUUCCCCCAUCGACACAAGCGUUCAACAAAUCGACGCUGCAUCCAGAGGCCUCGGCGUGCUGCUCAGGGGUGAAGUUGUAG
This is a messenger RNA of Aspergillus calidoustus, 1995 nucleotides long. NCBI's taxonomy places the organism in Eukaryota, Fungi, Ascomycota, Eurotiomycetes, Eurotiales, Aspergillaceae. The record is from the annotation of a GenBank genome assembly.